This is a messenger RNA of Candidula unifasciata, 540 nucleotides long. Lineage: Eukaryota; Metazoa; Mollusca; Gastropoda; Stylommatophora; Geomitridae. The record is from the annotation of a GenBank genome assembly.
AUGAGAGAAUAUAAAGUUGUGGUCUUGGGCAGCGGGGGUGUUGGCAAAAGUGCUCUCACCGUCAAAUUUGUUUCCGGAACUUUCAUGGAAAAAUAUGACCCAACAAUUGAAGAUUUUUACCGCAAAGAAAUUCAGGUUGACUCAGCUCCAUCGGUUCUAGAAAUCCUGGACACCGCAGGAACAGAACAGUUUGCCUCCAUGCGAGAUUUGUACAUCAAGAAUAGCCAAGGAUUCGUGAUAGUCUAUAGUAUCACUAGUAUUCAGACAUACCAGGAUAUCAAAACCAUGAAAGAUCAGAUUCAGCGGGUCAAAGGUGUUGAUCGGAUACCCAUGAUUCUUGUGGGUAAUAAGUCGGAUUUAGAAAACCAGCGAGAAGUCUCACCAUCAGAAGGUGCCUCCUUAGCUCAAUAUUGGGGGUGUCCUUUCUUGGAGACUUCAGCUAAAAGCACCAAUAACGUUAAUGAAGUUUUUAUUGAAAUAGUCCGAGAAAUGAACUCUAGUCCCAUACGGAAAAGCCAGGGAUGCUGUGCCGUUCUUUAA